Brassica napus (rape) is the source of this 471-nucleotide messenger RNA. Its product is annotated as secreted RxLR effector protein 161-like. The transcript has a single exon. The coding region runs from base 1 to 471 and encodes 156 amino acids. The record is from RefSeq and is a predicted model, not a curated record. NCBI's taxonomy places the organism in Eukaryota, Viridiplantae, Streptophyta, Magnoliopsida, Brassicales, Brassicaceae.
AUGGAGCAUCCAACAACAACUCAUUUCAAGGCAGCUAAGAGGAUCCUACGCUAUAUCAAAGGUACUAUCAACUUUGGCUUGUACUACUCUAUCUCUGAAGAUUACAGGCUUGUUGGAUAUAGCGAUAGCGAUUGGGGUGGAGAUGUAGAUGACCGGAAAAGCACAAGUGGCGUCGUGUUUUUCAUUGGAGAAACCGCUUUCACAUGGAUGUCAAAGAAGCAACCAAUUGUCACUCUUUCUACUUGUGAAGCGGAGUAUGUGGCAGCUACUUCAUGUGUUUGCCAUGCCAUUUGGUUACGAAACUUGCUAAAGGAGUUGAACCUACCACAAGAGGAGCCAACAAAGAUCUUUGUGGAUAACAGGUCGGCAAUAGCAUUGGCGAAGAAUCCAGUCUUCCAUGAUCGGAGUAAGCAAUCGAUACUCGUUAUCACUACAUUAGAGAAUGUGUUACCAAGAUGGAUGUGCAGUUAG